This is a messenger RNA of Cuscuta campestris, 910 nucleotides long. Lineage: Eukaryota; Viridiplantae; Streptophyta; Magnoliopsida; Solanales; Convolvulaceae. The record is from the annotation of a GenBank genome assembly.
AAUUUCUAUUUUGUAAUCAAUAUAGAGACAUAGGAAGUAUUAUAUCGGUCCGGAAUUUAAUCAUUUCACAGUUAUAUUAAUUCUAGCUUAAUUUCAAGCAAAUACUCCAUCCGUCCACAAAUAAACUUUACAUUGCGUGUUACGAUGUUUUAUUGAAGUUAUUUUCAAAUCAUUUAAUAUGAAAAAUGGUGUAGAAUUGAAAAAUAAAAAUUACAUAUUAAAAAACUAUAUCAAAAGAUAUACAAAACUAGAGGUAUACAAAACUAGAGGUGACAUGACUAUAAUAUUUUAUCAAAUGGAUGACGAAAAUAGGCCAACAAUAGUGAAUAAAGUUUGAUAAUGUGAAUAGUGGACAUAAAGUUUAUUUGUGAACGGAGGGAGUAUAUAUUUCAUCACUUUCAUUAUUCAAACUCUCUCUCUAUAUAUACACACACACACGUACAGGUGUGGCGUCAACACUCCCAAUGGAGAGGGAAGGUAUGAAGAAGGCCCAAGAAGAUAAUGCAGCUCAAGUACUAUCAAGGGCCUUGCAAAUAUGCAAGGAAAGCAAUGUGAAGGUGAAGGUGGAGACAUUGGUUAUGGAAGGAGAUGCGAAGGAUACAAUUUGCGAGGCAGCGGAGGCGAUGCACAUUGAUGUUCUGGUGGUGGGGAGUCGGGGCCUUGGCAAAAUCAAAAGGGCUUUUCUUGGGAGUGUGAGCGACUAUUGCGCUCAUCAUGCCCGUUGCCCCGUUCUCAUCGUCAAGCCCCCGCCACCACCACCCAAGCAUUAAUUAAUUUACCAAUCAAGAAUAACUACUCCUCCCGUCUAAAAAUAUAUUUUUCAUUCAAAAAAAAUAAAGAGCUUUUCAUUCGGCGUGUAUACUAGAUAUACAAUUUUCCCUGCAUAUUGCCACCGACUAUUUCUAUUAGU